AUGGACCAUCCAAAUGAAGACCAUGAUAAGCGCGCUGUGGAAGAAAUGUUCGUGAAUGCAAUGCACGGAAAGUGGCGAGAGGUGGCUAGUACCUACGCCAACUGUAAAGCGGCCCUGGUCGCCACGAUCAUAUAUACCGGGGACACCGUGCUGCACUUGGCUGUGUCGAGCGGAGUGGAAUUCAACGUGACGCUGCUCCUGGGCAAAAUCCCCGAAGAGCGCUGCGAAGAAAUCCUGGGGAUGGGGAACGAGAGGGCCGACACGCCGUUGCACCUAGCUGCCGCUCUUGGGAUGAAGAAGACGUGCUUGGACAUGGUCAAGCAGUGCCCCAAGCUGGUAACUCAGGCUCGCAAUGAGCAGGGUGAGACACCCCUCUUUAAGGCCGCGCGCCACGGCCAGAAGGAAGCCUUCGGUGCCAUGCGACAUGCCGCCCCCGAUGCAUGUAGUACCCGCGACCUGCACUUCUGCCGAAAAUUUGGCGGCGACACCAUCCUCCAUGUUGCGCUGCUUGGCGAGCAUUAUGAUUUGGCCCUGGAGAUUGUUCGAUGCUAUCCCUCUCUAACUAACUGGUGCAAUGAGAAGGGAGAGUUGCCUAUCCAUAUCUUAGCCAACAUGCCUUCUGCUUUCGAGAGUGGAGUGCUAGCUUACUUCAAAUAUCCACUUGAUCCUCUUAUUUACCAUUGUUGCCGUUUCAGUCGAAGAACCAUUCAAAAUGAAGGAGACCCAGAGAAACAUGAAGAUGAAAGAGGGCAAGCAAAUCAGAUGGAUUCUGAGAAACAGAACCAAAAAUUCCCUAAUGUUGGGCGGCGAAGAUUUCAAAGGAACUGUGAUGCACUGUUCCACUUUUUCAGAUUUCUAAUGAGUAACCUGCUGUAUUUCACUGGAAUAAUUGGCUUCUAUUGGCUGUGGAUGCGGGCAAUCGAAAUGAAGAAGCUACAGAAGAUACAUGUACGUGCACGUCAGAUCAUGAUCGAGCUUCUUCAACACCAGGCUGAAUGGGAUUUUGGCAAUGCUGGAAGGAAUCCUGACAAAAAAAGGAGUGAUUGGUUAAGGCUUUCUCCAGAAGCAGUAGACGUUAGACGUGCAGCGACUAGCUUCCCAACAGAAGAAUCCAAAGGACCGCUCGAAGACAAACAGCUUGCACCAUCUAACGGAGGGCCAGUUGGAGAUUGGCCAGAGUCACCCAUUUUAUUAGCUGCGAAGAACGGCAUAGAAGAGUUGGUGGAGUACGUUCUUGACCGCUUCCCACAAGCGCUUUUUGACUUGGAUUCAAAUGGGAAGAACAUCAUAUUACUCGCGGUGGAGCAUCGACAAUCCAAUAUUUUUGAACUUAUGCUGAAGCGAAAAGAAAUGAAGCAGUCUGUGUUUGCAAUAGCGGACAAAGAGGGGAACAGCGCUGCCCAUCUAGCCGCCAAACUCAGACCAAACCAGCAUCGGAGCACUCUUGGAGCAGCCCUUCGCAUGCAAUGGGAGGUCAAAUGGUUCAAGUAUGUGGAGAGAUCCGUGGACCCUGAAUUCUUCCCGCGGUACAACGACAAAGGCGAGACCGCCCAAGAAAUAUUCGUGGAGACGCACAAGGAUUUGCUGGAAGAAAGUGUCAGCUGGCUCACCGAGACUUUCAAGUCGUACUCCGUGGUCGCGGCGCUCAUCGCCCCCAUGGCCUUCGUCGCCAUCACCUCUCUGCCCACCUGGGGAGUCGGCCAGCACUCGAGCUCGUCGCACGAGCGCGUCAUUGCCGCGUCGGUCGGCGCGGUCUACUUUUCCCUGGCGUCCGUUUUCCUGUUCCUCCCCUUCCUCGCCCGCCGUUACGAGCCGUGGGAUUUCGAGACCCAUCUCCCAUUCAAGUUGAUGGUCCGCCUGAUCUGCCUCUACUGGUCUGUCGUUAUGACAGUCGCUUGUUUUGCUGCCCGCUAUUCCCUCUUGACGAAGGAAGCAGCUUACCUGCACUACUUCGGUGCUCUCAUGCUUUUGCUGGCUUUCCUAUUUAGCGUGCCACUGGUCCCGCUCAAACUAGACCGGGUACCGGAGCGUGCAUUGCCUGCCUCGGGAAAGCCGUAUGUGCGGUGAUAUAGAACGUGAUGGCCAGGGCUUGCUGUGCUGCUGUUUGGCAUAAAUAUUCUGUGUUUCGGUGUGAUUAACAAUAUUCCGGUGUUGUUGUUCCGGUAUUGUAUGUUGUAGCAUGAUUAAAACCAUUGGUGUUCGGAUUCUAUCCAUGGAAAAUGGAAGUAAUACGGAUUCAGGUGAGUCACCAAGUCCGGGAGAAAUUUAGAUCAGCCCCUGGAUAGACCUGCUAUUUGGCAUAAAUAUUGUGUG
Molecule: messenger RNA, 2313 nt
Organism: Elaeis guineensis (African oil palm)
Lineage: Eukaryota; Viridiplantae; Streptophyta; Magnoliopsida; Arecales; Arecaceae
Molecular function (GO): protein binding
Source: RefSeq, a predicted model, not a curated record